GAUCGUCAGUAUAUUUUUGGUAUAUUAUGAAACUGUGACGUAUAUUUCGAUAUAUUUUUGAGGGUCAGACCGUUUUUUGUAUCUAUAAAUCCGCGGUCACACUGCCGCCGAUGCUGCCAAAAAUUUAUUUAAUUGCGGUUGGAGAUGUUGUGCUUUCUUAGCUUACGGCUACACCGUAGCCUUACUCGCACCCAGCUGUCAGGCGUUGCCGGCGAUAUCUUCCGGGCCUUUUUCGCAGACCUGAUCACGCCAGACGGACCAAAUACAAGUACAUAUCCCGCCGCCACAGCACAGCUUCACAGCUUCGAUUUAGCGUCUAGUAACCAGAAUGUAGCCAUAGCGCCUUCGGACGAUGAUGUGUGGAUCUUCGGCUACGGGUCGCUGGUGUGGAAGGCGGACUUUCCCUAUAUCGACCGCCGGCGCGGCUUUGUAUGGGGAUUCAAAAGGCGCUUCUACCAGCACAGCAUCGACCACCGGGGCAUGCCCGACAAGCCAGGGCGGGUAGUGACCUUGCUGCCCGGCGAUCCCGCUGAGGAUCGGGUCUACGGCGUAGCCUACCGCAUUGCUGCCGCCCAGAAGGAUGCGGUGCUCAAUCACUUGGACUACCGCGAGAAGAACGGCUACGAGCGCUGCAGUCUGGAGUUUCACGAGUAUCUAUCCGCCACGGAACCCAUCCAGGUGAUCAUGUAUGUAGCGACGCAAGCCAACGACUCCUAUGCCGGCGACGUGUGGCAAGUGCCGUGCAUAGCCAGGCAAAUCUUCACCUCUGCCGGACCCAGCGGCCCCAAUCGAGAUUACCUCUUUAACUUGGCCCUAGCCAUGGAGAAACUGUUUCCCGGUGCCGUUGACGAACACCUCACUGAGCUGGUGACCUGUGUGAGGCGCCACAUCGAGCAGGAUGAGCCCGAGCUGCUGCAGCGUGCCCUGCAGGAGGAGAUAACCAACAUCCUCUGCGAAUCUGUCAGGGAGGCGGUCAGGGAGGACGAGCCUCUAGACCAUGGGGAGACCUCGCGGCGGCUGGAGGCUCUGCACCGAAACUGCCAGAAAUCUGGCUGGCGAGAGCCACUUCUUGACGUGCAGUUGAGACGGCAGAGCCUCUCCACACCUUCCUGACGCCCCGAAGAGCACUUUAAUCGCAUCAACUAGACAAUUUUUUAUUUAUUAUCGUUAAAUAUUGCAUGUGCGUGUUGUUGUGUCCAUUCCAAAUGUUCCCGUGAAUACAUGUCGCCUGUUAGGGCGGAAGGUCUGUGUAAA
Messenger RNA from Drosophila miranda, 1254 nucleotides. RefSeq names its product putative glutathione-specific gamma-glutamylcyclotransferase 2. The transcript has 2 exons. Bases 145 to 1113 code for a protein of 322 amino acids. Gene Ontology annotation, biological process: glutathione catabolic process. Gene Ontology annotation, cellular component: cytoplasm. The record is from RefSeq and is a predicted model, not a curated record. Gene Ontology annotation, molecular function: glutathione specific gamma-glutamylcyclotransferase activity; gamma-glutamylcyclotransferase activity. Lineage: Eukaryota; Metazoa; Arthropoda; Insecta; Diptera; Drosophilidae.